AUGGCGGGAGGCCGUCAAGAGUGGAGCGAGGAGGUGGCACUUCUCAAUAGCACCGCUACGGGCCCCUUCCUGCCCCAGCUGGUAGAGGGCUAUCUCCAGCUGGACACCAAUGUCUCGACCGGCAGCACCCCCAGGACCACCCCCGACCACCUAGAGGCGGUGUACAUCCUCAUCCUCCUCGGCUUUUUUGCCUUCUUCACCCUGGGCAUCAUGCUGAGCUACAUCCGCUCCAAGAAGCUGGAGCACUCCCACGACCCCUACAACGUCUACAUCGAGUCCGACUGCUGGCACCAGAAGGACAAAGCCUACUUUCAGGCCCGGUUCCUGGAGAGCUACCGGGCCUGCUACGUCAUCGAAAAUAAGAUGGCGGCAGAGCAGCCCAACGUCUACCUUCCCGAGGAGAAAUUCGCCCUGCAGGUGGACGCAAACCGGGUGGUGAAUCCCUGAUGGACCCAGCAGCUCAAAGUACCAUUUUCUGCCUCUUCACACAUUUCUGUAAUCUUCCAGCUGGGAGGCAGGAGGUGGGGCUUUGAGAGAGGUCACAGGUGACUGGAUUAUAUUUUCACCAUUUUUUAAAAAUUAUUUUAGAAUUUCUUUUAGAUCCCAACAGUGGAAGAAUGUCCCAAGAGGGACCGGAAACAUUCUGAGAUAGAGUUGCCCCACAGAGCCCCUCUCUCCUGGUCUCAGCAAAUUUAGAAGAGGGAGAGAGUAGGAAGGAGGUAGGGGUUUGUACCACGAGCUAUAGCAAGCACGUGGGGAGAUCCCUAGUAUGAUCCACUGUCCGUAAAGUCUCUGUGAGCAGGGAUAGCAUCUACCAACUCUAAUCAAAAUAAUAAUCA
Molecule: messenger RNA, 839 nt
Organism: Ornithorhynchus anatinus (platypus)
Lineage: Eukaryota; Metazoa; Chordata; Mammalia; Monotremata; Ornithorhynchidae
Gene: KCNE1
Product: potassium voltage-gated channel subfamily E regulatory subunit 1
Exons: 1
Coding region: 1-447 (148 amino acids)
Biological process (GO): membrane repolarization during action potential; regulation of heart rate by cardiac conduction; regulation of ventricular cardiac muscle cell membrane repolarization
Cellular component (GO): membrane
Molecular function (GO): potassium channel regulator activity; delayed rectifier potassium channel activity; voltage-gated potassium channel activity involved in ventricular cardiac muscle cell action potential repolarization
Source: RefSeq, a predicted model, not a curated record